Prionailurus viverrinus (fishing cat) is the source of this 1364-nucleotide messenger RNA. Its product is annotated as vomeronasal type-1 receptor 4. The record is from RefSeq and is a predicted model, not a curated record. The transcript has a single exon. Gene Ontology annotation, molecular function: pheromone receptor activity. Gene Ontology annotation, cellular component: membrane. Bases 109 to 1050 code for a protein of 313 amino acids. Lineage: Eukaryota; Metazoa; Chordata; Mammalia; Carnivora; Felidae. Gene Ontology annotation, biological process: G protein-coupled receptor signaling pathway.
GAGAUUUUGGGAUUUAAUUUUUCUUGAAAAUUGUAGCCCAUUCCCGGUGUCUCCACACAGAAUCCUCUUCUUUGGGAAAGUGAAUAUUGAGCCCUGGAAAAUAACUGAAUGACGUCUGUGGAUUUGAAAAUUGCAGUAAUCUUCCUGGUCCAGAUUACCAUUGGAAUCCUGGGGAAUUUCUCACUCUUAUAUCAUUAUAUGUCCCUUUGCUUCAAUGGAGGUAGGUCAAGAUCCACAGAUGUGAUUUUCAGGCACUUGACUGUAGCCAACUCUUUGGUCAUUCUCUCGAGAGGAAUCCCGGAGACCAUGGCAGCUUUUGGGUUGAGAUAUUUUCUCAAUGACUUUGGAUGCAAAGUUGUUUUCUAUAUGCACAGAGUGGCCAGGGGUGUGUCCAUUGGCACUACCUGCCUCUUGAGUAUCUUCCAGGCCAUCACCAUCAGUCCCAGGAGUUCCAGGUGGGCAGAGAUGAAAGCAAAAGCCCUGAAGUACAUUGGCCCCUCCACCAUUUUGUGCUGGAUUCUGCACAUGUUGGUAAAUAUCAUAGUACCUAUGUAUGUGAUUAAAAAAUGGAGUAAUGAAAACAUCACAACUAUAGACUUUAAGUACUGUUCAGCUACACUUCAUGACAAAGGUACAGACUUCCUAUGUGCAACUGUCACAUCCAUCCCUGAUGUUUUGUGUUUGGGGCUCAUGUCCUGGGCCAGCGGCUCCAUGGUUUUCAUCCUUUACACACACAAGCAGAGGGUCCAACACAUUCAUAGGAACAACCUGUCAUCUAGAUUCUCCCCUGAGACCAGAGCCACUCAAACCAUCCUUGUCCUGGUAAGCACCUUUGUAUCUUUUUAUACCCUCUCUUCCAUCAUUUACAUUUGUUUUUCUUGUUUUGGCAAGACCACUUGGUGGCUGGCGAACACCUCUGCCUUAAUCAAUAUCUGUUUCCCAACUGUCAGCCCCUUUAUUCUCUUAAGUUGUAACCCCUGUGUAUCUAGACUCUUCUGUACAUGUACUGGAAGAAAUACACAACUACCCCAUCUCACCAGAAACAUAUAAAUUGUAUGUUUUUUACCAUGUUUGGUCAUUGAUAUACUCAUUCCCAGUAGAAUCCUACACACAAUUACAAGCCAGUCUCCUUGUAGAUUGAGUUGUGAAAAAGACAGGAAGAGCAUCUGUUUCAGUAACAACUGAAAUAUGAAAAUACUUCUGGAGAAAGAUGAGCAUGUAAAAUACUUUCAGGUAAACAUUAGAACAAUGAAUUGCAGAAGACAAAGGAAAACAAGCAAGAAGACAUGUCAGCUGAUACUUAGAAAGUGUGCAGGUAAGAAGCAAACAGACGUUUCGUUUCAUCAAAUUAAAUGUAUGUGGGG